GUUUAACAGUUCAGAGACCAUGAAAAGCCUCAACUUUUACAGCCACAGCCUAAAGCCUCAAGGCAACACAUAAACCAAGAACCUCACCCCCACUCGCCAGUCUAAAGGCAUGGCAGAGAGCCCAGUGAAUCACCUACUCACAAAGCUUGCACAAUUCUUUGAGAACGAGGUGCGGCAACUGACGGGCGGUCAAGAAGAAGCCCUCUCAGUGAGAGGAGAAUUGGAGCGUGUCCGGGCCUUCCUUAGGGUCGCAGAUUCCCUCGAGGAAAGCGAUGAUGAAGUCAGAGUGUGGGUGAAGCAGUUGAGAAACACAGCCUACGAAAUGGAGGACGCGCUUGACGAGUUCUCGCUGAUCCUGAGACACGAUCAUGGAGUCGGGUUCACUGGCCUUAUCAGCAGGAUGUCCUGCUGCAUCAAGAACCUGAAGGCUCAAUACCGCGUCACAUCUGAGAUAAAGCGCAUCCACUCCAGAGUAAAGGGCAUAUGUGAUGGGCACCGGAGGCUGCGCCACAAAUUCAGCAGGGCUCAACAUGAUCCGAGCUUGACUGGGGCAGAUAACACGUGGCACGACCACCGAGGCAAUGCCCUCCUACUGGAUAAAACUGACCUAGUGGGCAUUGAGCAGCCGAAGAAUGAGCUGGUCGAGCGUUUACUUGAUGAGGCUCUCGGGCGGGAGGUCAUCUCUGUCGUGGGAAUGGGAGGGUUGGGCAAAACCACUCUGGUGAAGCAAGUCUAUGAAGAGCCUGAUGUGAAGAAGCAUUUCACGGUGUAUGCUUGGAUCACUCUCUCUCGGUCCUCAAAGAUCGAAGAACUCCUCAAAGACAUGCUCGAUCAGAUCAUGAGGGUGAUCAGGAAACCGGUCCCUCCAGGAGCCAACACUAUGAAUAGCCAUUGGCUGAAGAUGAUCAUCAAGGACCUGCUUCAGAGAAGGAGGUACCUGAUUGUCCUUGAUGAUGCAUGGCACAUACAUGAAUGGGAUGCGGUCAAGCAUGCCUUGCCCAACAACAGUCACGGAAGCCGGGUGGUCAUCACAACCCGGAAUGCCGAUCUGGCAUCUACCUCCUGCAAGGAGUUUAACGGGCUGGUAAAAAAUAUGGAGCCACUCGAUCCUGAGCAGUCGUGGAAGCUUUUCUGUCGGAAGACGUUUCAGGGGAAUUCAUGUCCUUCCCACCUGGAGGAAAUAUGUAAGUACAUUUUGAGAAAGUGUGAAGGGCUACCACUCGCAAUUGUAGCCAUCAGUGGUGUUCUGGCUGCAAAAGACAAACGGAGGAUCGACGAAUGGGAUGUGGUACGGCGCAGCCUUCGUGCUGAGAUCGAUGGCAACGACAGGCUAAAGAACUUGAGGAGGGUUCUUUCCCUCAGCUUCAGCGAUUUGCCGCACUACCUGAAGUCCUGUUUCUUGCACUUGAGUGUAUUUCCCGAGGGUCACCAAAUUGAGCGCAGGAGACUGAUCCGGCUUUGGGUAGCAGAAGGGUUUGUUGAGAGAAAAGAAGGCAAGACCCUUGAAGAAGUCGCAGAGGACUACUUCAGCGAGCUCCUGAACAGAAGCCUGAUGCAAGUGGCUGACAUGACAACCGACGGGAGGGUCGUAUUGUGCCGCAUCCAUGAUUUCCAGAGGGAAAUAAUAACUUCAAAAUCAAGAGAUCAAAGCUUUGCAACGAUUGCCAAAGAGCAGACUGACACGUGGCCAGAUAAAGUUCGCCGCCUUUCAUUGCACAACAGCCUGCAAUCCGCACAGCAAAACAGGUCACUUUCUCAUCUGCGUUCUCUGUACAUGUUUGGGGUGGACAGGGCAUUCAUAGACAUUGUCCUAGGAUGUGACAUUAAACUGCUAAAUGUCUUAGACUUGCAAGCCACACCUUUGUCAAGGUUCCCAGUUCAAGUUGUUGACUGGUAUUACCUAAGAUAUUUAAGCUUCAGGCAUACUGAGGUUAAAACAAUUCCUACUUUGAUAGGGCGGCUUCAGAACCUAGAGACACUAGAUCUUAAGUACACAAACGUAACUCGAUUGCCUGUUGAAAUCUUGAAGCUGCAAAAACUCCGGCAUCUCUUGGUGUAUCGGUAUGAGAACAUAUCCUAUUUGUGCUACAAGUAUGGCUUCAAGGCACUCCUGGAGAUCGGGGCCCUGCAGUCCCUUCAAAAGUUGUGCUACAUUGAGGCGGACAACGAGGGGAAUGACAUCAUCAUGAGAGAGCUCGGGAAGCUGACGCAGCUAAGCAGGUUGGGCAUCCUGAAGUUGAGGAAAGAGGACGGAAGGGCUUUAUGUUCAUCGAUCAUGAAAUUAACCAACCUCCGUGCAAUAUCUGUGGCUUCAAUCGAGGAGGACGAGAUAUUGGAUCUGCAACAUCUUACCUCUCCGCCUCAACUACUGCAGAGGAUCUACUUGAAGGGGCGUCUUGAGAUGCUACCAAACUGGUUAGCCACUCUUCACAGUCUUGUCAAGCUGCAUUUACGGUGGAGUCGGCUGAAGGAUGACCCCCUCAUAUCACUCCAAAGUCUGCCCAAUCUCGUGCAUCUCGAGCUGCUCCAGGUCUAUGAAGGAAAGACCUUAUGCUUCAAAGCCAAAGGUUUUAAGAAGUUGAGAAUUCUGGGUCUCGACAAUUUUGACGAACUCAGAUCCGUGGAAGUGGAGGAAGGAGCAAUGCCCAGCCUGGAAAAGUUGAUCAUUCAGCGCUGCAAGCUACUGGAGAAGCUGCCGUCAGGCAUUGAGUAUCUGACCAAGCUCAAAGUACUUGAGUUCUUCGACAUGCCUGAUGAGCUGGUCAAGAAGUUUGUGCGUGACGAGCAGGACAAGGAUUAUCAGAAGGUUGCACACAUUCCUGAAGUUUACUAUGGAUAUUGGAGAGAUGGAGGCUGGGAUGUCCAAUCAAUAGAGAGAUCGUCCGAUGGCGACACCUCUCCUCGCCAGGGCUCUGGCAUGAGGAGCAAUCAGUUCCCUCCAUGCUGGAAGUAAUGUAUUGACUCUUUUUUCAUGAUGUGAGAAUUUUAUGUGCAUAAUGUUUGCAAUGUACAUACAAGGGAGAGUAUGACCGUAAGUAUAGCAAAUGUUGACAAUAUCAGGCACAUGUAAAAUAAUGUAAAUACUAAGUUAAUGUAAUUUUCUACGCCUGUAAAUGACAUGAAUGAAGCAGCUAGUUCACUGUUUUCUCCU
This is a messenger RNA of Eucalyptus grandis, 3151 nucleotides long. Its product is annotated as disease resistance protein RPM1. The record is from RefSeq and is a predicted model, not a curated record. The transcript has a single exon. Lineage: Eukaryota; Viridiplantae; Streptophyta; Magnoliopsida; Myrtales; Myrtaceae. Gene Ontology annotation, biological process: defense response to other organism. Gene Ontology annotation, molecular function: ADP binding. Bases 110 to 2953 code for a protein of 947 amino acids.